This is a messenger RNA of Tetranychus urticae (two-spotted spider mite), 2312 nucleotides long. RefSeq lists its product as uncharacterized. NCBI's taxonomy places the organism in Eukaryota, Metazoa, Arthropoda, Arachnida, Trombidiformes, Tetranychidae. The record is from RefSeq and is a predicted model, not a curated record. Gene Ontology annotation, cellular component: nucleus. Gene Ontology annotation, biological process: regulation of transcription by RNA polymerase II. Gene Ontology annotation, molecular function: DNA-binding transcription factor activity, RNA polymerase II-specific; RNA polymerase II cis-regulatory region sequence-specific DNA binding.
GUUUUGAGCUCAACGUUUCUCAUCAACAACAACUUUUAGCUUUAGUUUUCAAGUUGACUUCUAAUCAUUAAAGUUAACGUGUUUUUUUGUGCAUUUGUGUUUCUUACUGGACUCGCUUACCUUACUGUUUAUUUAUUCAACUUUUGUUUUUUUUGUUUUUUGUUGUUGUUUCGUUGCGAAUGAAUUUUAACCACAAUUUAACCCAACAAUUAAGUGAUUAACAAAACAGAGCAAACAAUUGACCAAUAAUGUUUCAACUUUAUCCUUAUCCGUUUAUAAUUCCCUCAACAAGGUUACCUUUGGCUUCUUUGUUGAACGAUUUUGAAGCUCCACUGGACUUAUCAUCGCCUCUGAUUAAAACAGAUAAAACUUCUUCUUCUUCCUCUUCUACAUCAUCUUCUUCCUCAUCCUCAUCCUCAUCUAGUUCAUUGUCAUCUAAUUUAUCAUCAUCAUCAACUCUAUUACCAACGAUACCGUUAUCCUUUCAAUUGGGUUUGAAAGAAGCUGAAUUCUUGUCAACAACUCUAGCCUCAUCGUUAGCCUCUAAAGCAGCCAAUCAAGAUUGGAAUUUAUUAUCGUUGGAUUUAUCAUCCAAAACAAUAUCAACUUCACCUUCAUCUUCCCUGCUUUCACGUUCAUCUUCAAUAGGCUCACUGCGAUCUCCAUCAUCACCGAUUCAACCAUUGAAAGUAAACCACUUCAAUGACCAUCAUCAAGUCAAUUUGAAAAAUGUUAAACAAUGUUCAAGUAAACCAUUAAACGGAUUGUCAGUUAAAAAGGAUUCAUCAAAGGGCAACAACACCAAUGAUGAUAAAUUGUAUGCUUCACCAUUGACCAAAACACCAACACCAACCUCAUCACCUUCAACUCAACCUCAGGUUAAACUUACGUCAAGUUCAAGUCCAUCAACAACACCAACUCUGACGAAAACGACGACACCGUUAACAAUAUUAAACUUACCAAAUGGAAACACCAAAUUAACUGUUGAUACAAAUAAUGACAAGAAAAUGAUUAACAUUAAUGCUCCGGUAGCAAAUAAUUUAAUCAAAAAACCUCGUGAACGAACAAUGUUACCCUGUGAAUAUUGUGGUAAAGCAUUUGAUCGUCCCUCUUUACUUCGUCGUCAUCUUCGUACUCAUACAGGUGAAAAACCUCAUGUUUGUGAUGUGUGUGGAAAAGGUUUCAGCACUUCAUCAUCUUUAAAUACUCAUCGGCGAAUCCAUUCAGGUGAAAAACCUCAUCAAUGUAACGUUUGCGGUAAACGUUUUACUGCAAGCUCAAACCUUUAUUACCAUCGAAUGACUCACAACAAGGAAAAACCUCACAAAUGUACUUUGUGUUCAAAAUCAUUUCCAACUCCAGGUGAUCUCAAGAGUCACAUGUACGUCCAUAACGGAUCUUGGCCCUACAAGUGUGACACUUGUGGUCGAGGUUUCAGUAAACAGACAAAUAUGCGUAAUCACAUGUAUCUUCAUACAGGCAAUCGUCCUUAUGAAUGUGAAAUUUGUCGGAAAAAGUUUGCUCUUCCCUGUAACCUGCGAGCUCACAUGAAAACCCAUGAAGAAUCCAUGACUGAAAAGUGCGCCAAAUGUGACCGUGAAUUUACCCUCAACUCAGGUCUACUUGUAUUAGGCUUUUGCCAGGAUUGUUACCAAAGCAACCACGGAAUACCUUUACUAAGUCAAAAAUAAUAUCACAUAAAAAAAGUUUAAACAAAACUAUUCUCAAACUCAACAAGUAAACACCAAAUCUGCUCUAAUCAUCACCUCAUAUUUAAAGUUAAAAAAAGAAAGCAGAUUUUACCUGUUGACUGAUUAAAAACAAAAUGGACACAAGAUGAUGACCAAAGAAGAAGACAAGGAUAACAAAUGGUUAAAGAGUGAAAAUGAAACUCUUGUGUUGAAUCAAUGGGAAGCAAAUGUUUCAUCUUGUCCAUUAGCUUAAAGGCAAAGUCAAUGUCAUCUUGAGAUGGACAUCAAGAGAUAAAUUACCUGAAAAGUUAUCAAAGAGUCAUCAGAAUAAUGAUAUUAUUUUUUAUUAAACAAAAAAUAUAUUUUUACAGAAACCAAAAAAGACGCUUUUUUGGAACAAAAAACACACUCAUUUUAACCUCUUUUUUUAUACUCUUUCAUUACCUGAGCACUUCAUCAUUUCAAUUUUAACACUCGACCGUCUCACCUUAUUCACUUUUCUCACCUGUAAUCAGCACUCAACUUUUUUUGUCCCUUAAUAUUGUAUGUGAAAAAUGAUGAACAAAAAUUAAUGUAAAAGUUGCAAAAAAUGAACUUUUUUUAAAACAAUAAAAAGAAAAG